Oncorhynchus masou masou (cherry salmon) is the source of this 2020-nucleotide messenger RNA. Its product is annotated as interleukin-21 receptor-like. Lineage: Eukaryota; Metazoa; Chordata; Actinopteri; Salmoniformes; Salmonidae. Gene Ontology annotation, biological process: cytokine-mediated signaling pathway. Gene Ontology annotation, molecular function: protein binding; cytokine receptor activity. The coding region runs from base 84 to 1517 and encodes 477 amino acids. The transcript has 9 exons. The record is from RefSeq and is a predicted model, not a curated record. Gene Ontology annotation, cellular component: external side of plasma membrane.
UUGACUUCACGCACUCAUUCAUUUUCUCUGAGAGAUGCCCUAUCCACAAGACCCACGUACAAGCCCUACAGACUCAUGCUAAGAUGAAGCUUCUACUGGCACUUUGUGCAGUUUGGAACAUCAUCCAACUAUCAGAGGGCUGUUCUUCUGGAAAAAUGACAGAUCAACUCGCCUGUGUAUCUGAUUAUUGGCUUACAAUUACCUGUACUUUGAACAUCACUGACGAGCCUGCAGAUGUCAACAACACCCACUACUGGUUGAAUUUCAUCUGGCCUGAUGAAGCUGGUAACACAUUCAAAUGUCCACUGGUGGAGAUGGGGGAAAGUUAUGGUUGCACAUUUGUGGCUGAUUUUGAUGAGAAUGUAAGGUAUAACAACGCUUCAUUUAAUAGCGUGGACUGUUUCAAUGUACGUCUUUGUUAUAACAUUGACUGCCAAUCAAACUAUGAUAACUUGACAGACUUCGAACCAUCCAAAAAUAUUCAACCAACAGCUCCAAGUCAUCUCGCUGUCCAGCGGACUUCAGAGGGUUACAAAUGCACUUGGCAAAGUGGAUAUGAACACCAUCCUUAUUUAACAGAGUUCCAUUACCAACUCUGCUUCUACAAAUACCAUGGCGAUAAGGGCGAGGUGUUUUGUGUGUCCCCUCAAAACAAAUCUAUUUUAAUUGAUAGAUCUGGACUUAAGCCAGAAACCACAUAUGUUCUGAAAGUCAGAUCUGAGCUAUAUAAGUCCUCUGGAUAUAAAGGACAGUGGAGUCCGUGGAGUGCAUUGGUGCAAUUGAGGACUGAUGCAAAGGAAGCAGAACCAACUAUAGUCCUUGUCCUCAGCAAGUUUGUAUUUCCAGGUUGUGUGAUUGCUGGAGUUCUGUUGUUUGGAUUUUACAACCCCACUAUAAGAAUGAAGAUAAAAUCUUUCUAUGAUGUGCCAAGCCCAGCCCCUUUAUUCCAACCUCUCUACAAAGAUUAUAACAAACAUUUCCAGGACUGGCUUGAGUCAGAGUGCAAUCUGAUACCAACAUACAAACCAGAAGAGUUCCUGACCAUCGAUACUUUGAUUAUUGAGGCCAAACAUAUAGCAGAGGACCAGGACUGCUCAGCUUCAACACCAUAUCCCCUAGCACAAGUUCACACUCCCUAUGUUGGUCCCUCAGUGAUGGACUGGGUCUGCAGUCACAGUCCAAACGGAAAUGGUCCAGGGGACAUCCCUUACACCCAGCUGCCCUGCUCUCCCCUAGAGCUACAGUUUGGAGCGAUGGUCACCUCUUCCUCUCAGGACCCUUCGGUCGCCUGCGAGGGGGACUCUGGAUGCGAGGACUUAACACUCAGCCCAGACAGCAGCUUGCCUAAUAGUCCUGUAUCUAGUGAGCCAGAAUGCACCUGUACUGAUUUCUGUAUCCUACACGAAACCUCUAAAGGUUUUAUCCCCACUGUUGUGCCCAAAGAGGUCUCUACUCAUCCCUUGAAGAGUUAUUGCAUAGAGGGACCAGGUAAGGAGGAAACCUGUGUCACUGAGUGAAGUUACCAAAUGUUACAUCAUAUGCCAAUAGGACAGACAGCCUACCUCUUGGGUUGUGAAAAUGUACUGAGCAAGGGGUGUUAUAGUCUUUAUAAUUGCCUAAAUGACAUAAUGUUGUCUUACGAUCAUUUGCAGUUUCUUAUUUGUAAUUCUGAUGUAGACUUGUGUAUACUGUAAUGAAGUGUGUUUUGUCUGUUUGAAAUAAUGUACAUUUUUUAAUUACUAUAUCAAUUGUGUGAUAGCUUAAAUAACUAUUUUGGACCAGUUCAUUUCAUAAUUUGUAUGCGCUGAUGGCACUCGAGUCAUUGAUCCUUCAGUAUGUGAGAACCACCAGAGGACGCUGCGACUCAACACUUGCUAUUAUCUGUUGGAGAAAUUGGCGAGGUGCAGUUUCUUGGAUGAACAAUUUCAGCUAUAUGUAAUAUUUCGAAAGUAGUUUAAUAAUCCUGUAACUACUAUGUCCUUUAAUUUGUCUUGUAUUACAUACUUGUUCGCUAUUGUAA